Ooceraea biroi (clonal raider ant) is the source of this 4069-nucleotide messenger RNA. RefSeq names its product CDP-diacylglycerol synthase (gene Cds). The record is from RefSeq and is a predicted model, not a curated record. Gene Ontology annotation, cellular component: endoplasmic reticulum membrane. Lineage: Eukaryota; Metazoa; Arthropoda; Insecta; Hymenoptera; Formicidae. Gene Ontology annotation, molecular function: phosphatidate cytidylyltransferase activity.
GAGUUCCUUCCGGAACGAGAGAUAAUCACCAGCGGAUCAUCGCAAUACACGAUACACGAGCAAUGUCGGAGAUACGCAGGAGAACGACGGCGGACGACGCGUCCGCGGCAUCGCGGGACGUCAGUGACGAUCAGAAAGAAGACGUUGAAUCUGAAGAUGAUGCAAAACUGGAGGUGGAAGAAUUGGUGAAGACUUUACCUCAAGGAACUGAUCAUACUCCACAUAUUUUAAGUUCUGCUCUCUCUGGUCUUCCAGAUCGCUGGCGAAACUGGAUAAUUCGAACUAUUUUCACUUGGUUUAUGAUAGCUGGAUUUUGUCUGAUUAUCUAUGGAGGUCCACUAGCGCUGAUGAUCACGACGCUGAUCGUACAAGUGAAAUGUUUCGCGGAGAUUAUUAAUAUUGGAUAUGCUGUAUAUAGAAUUCAUGGUCUACCAUGGUUCAGGUCUUUGUCUUGGUAUUUUUUGAUAACCUCCAACUAUUUCUUCUAUGGAGAAAAUUUGAUGGAUUAUUUUGCAGUGGUGAUUAAUCGAACGGGAUAUCUGCGCGUGCUUGUUACUUACCACCGGUUUAUCUCAUUUUGCCUUUACAUUGUUGGUUUCGUAUGGUUCGUACUUUCGCUCGUGAAAAAGUACUACAUGAAACAAUUCUCUCUAUUCGCUUGGACGCAUGUUGCGCUACUUAUCGUCGUGACCCAAAGCUAUCUUAUCAUCCAAAAUAUAUUCCAAGGACUAAUAUGGUUUAUCGUACCUGUUAGCAUGAUUGUGAUAAACGACGUGAUGGCGUACAUGUUUGGUUUCUUCUUCGGGCGAACGCCGUUGAUAAAAUUAUCUCCGAAAAAGACCUGGGAAGGUUUCAUUGGUGGUGGUAUCUCGACCGUCAUAUUUGGAUUACUGAUGUCGUACGUUAUGUGCCAGUACCGCUAUUUCAUCUGUCCUAUCGAAUAUAGUGAAACGUUAGGGAGGAUGACCAUGGAUUGCGAACCAUCGGCUCUGUUUCAACCGCAGGAGUACACGUUGCCAAGCAGUCUUCAAGUGGUAUCAAGGAUGUUCAAUGGGAAGUCUACUUUGACGUUGUAUCCAUUUCUCCUGCACUCGUUAUCGAUGUCGAUAUUCAGCUCCGUGAUUGGACCGUUCGGCGGUUUUUUCGCCAGUGGAUUUAAGCGGGCGUUCAAGAUUAAGGACUUCGGUGACAUAAUUCCUGGCCACGGUGGAAUAAUGGAUAGAUUUGAUUGUCAAUAUUUGAUGGCCACGUUCGUGAACGUCUAUAUUUCGUCAUUCAUUCAAAGUGCAUCGCCGCAAAAGCUACUACAACAGGUUUACAGUUUGAAACCGGAGGUACAGGUGCAAUUUUACUAUACGCUUAGGGACUCCCUAACAGACAGGGGUAUGCUAGAGAACAUAACGAGAACAUUUUAAUUUAAAUGUUAUUUAGUAGCGAAACUGCAGGGAUUACUUUUACCAAUUAGGAGGUGUUAGCAAAGAUUCUCCGUUGUCUUUCCUAACAGUUAAGAAAUUCUAUGCAGAUGACAAUGCAAUCAGUAUCAAAUAAUUAUAAUAAUUUGUUACAUCAUUACAAUGCGAAGUUUAUUUUGUAAUUGUAGACAGGUAAGCGUGAUAUGAUAGACCUGUCUAAUUGACAUCGGUAUAUGGCCAGAAGUGAGAGAGAUAUAUAUAAUAUUUCUUCCUUAUCUUUUUUUACAUUUAAGGUAAUGAAAGCGAUUUCGAUACCGAGAAGUGUAUUCUUAUAUUAGAAAGUCUUCUCCGUCAUGCUUUGCCCUUCAUGGAAUUUGUUGUCAUUAAAAGCUCGUUUGCACCGACACACAGACUGAGCAGAUAGAGUGAUGCACGGGUCACAAUUAGAAUAAGUUAAAAUUAUAUAUAAUGUAUACGCCCGCCUACUUCUGUGAUGAGCUCUGGCCUGAGGGUGAUCAUCAAUUGGACGGGUCUAUCAUGAUUUUUAGCAAUCUUUCCGUGCAUUCCACAAUACAUCGUGAAUUUUUUUAUUAAAUGCAGUAGUUUAUAUUAAAUUACAGCAUUGUUGGAGGUGUGACUGAUAUUUUUGUCUGGAACAACUGAACCAAAGAAAGUCACAUUUCGAAAAUCCUAUGUUAUACAUAGCUGAUUUUACGCAAAAGUGUCCGAUUCCUAAAAUGUAUAAUUUUCAUGUUACCAGAUACGACGGAUCACGAAACAAACAUUAUUUGGAUGUACACGAGGAUGUAUUAUUCUGUCCAAGAUAAGAUGUUUUUUUAUCUGAAACAAUCUGAUCUCUGUGCAGUUUAUAUUUGUAAUUGUGCAUUUACAAAACACGUGUUAAAAAAACGGAUCUCGUUUGUACAUACACAUAUACUGUUUGUUCUUUUACCUCGAAAAUUGUCAUAUAAAAAUGUUAACGAUUCUACGUACGAAUCACCUUUAUUUGUUGCUUGGGCGUAGUCUUUUUAAUUGAAACCAUAAUGUUUAUCGCUACGUACGAAAGAGAAUAAUAACCCGCUAACAUGAUUUGUAUGUUGCGUGUACGGUAUUAUUGUUAAUGUUGUUGGAUAAACGGUUCUACAUAGAAGUUUAGCAUUAUGCUUCCCCUCUCCUCCUGUACACGAUAUGGAUUGUAUUUACAUUUGUUUAAUAAUGAGAACGGAAUAAAAAUUAGUCGUAUUUAUUUCGUUUCACAUUGCGAUUCUUCAAUCUCACUAUCACGAGAACGUUGGCGGCAUGCGUGUACCUGAAACUCUCGAAUUAAAGUAAGAACACAUCUUGCCAUUUAUAAGACCGCAUUGCUCGGAACUUACAAGUCAUCAUCGUGUGAAAUUCAUAAAUUGUUUACUCAUCCGUAUCGCAGGUACUUACACCGUACACAUAAUGCUAAACUUCGAACCAUUGUGUUAUCGCGAUCUUCGAUGUAUGUAGCAUGUGGCAAGCAUAUAUAGCGAGGAAGAUUAUAUAAAGAUAAUUAUUUAGACAAAACCAAUCUCCAUUUGUUAAUCACCACUUCCCCAUCUCGUGCGAAGAAUAAACUAGGAGGAUAUUAAUGAAUGGAAACGGAUUUUGUCUACGUUCGUGUUAGCGUAGCGAACAAUUAAUUCCCCAUGAUGUAUCGUACAGUCGAUAGAAAUACGAAGUGCGACAGUAAUCUCACGUCUCUUUUGCCUUGUCGUACGGUCACACGAGAAAACGUUUUCGGACAUCCUUCGCGGAACGGUGAGAGGAAAUGCUUUUUAGUGAAGUAUCAUAAGCCAGAUGUAAGAUUGAAUGAUUUUACCGUGUUCCAAGCUCGUUUCAAUACUCUCUGUAAUUGUGCCAAUCAUGCUUAAUAUAAAUAUACAUACAUACAUACAUAUAUAUAUAUAUAUAUAUAUAUAUAUAUAUAUAUAUAUAUUCUUACACACAAAUCUCACGUCGAAUUGCACUCCGAAUUGAUGUGGCACAAUUAUACAAGAAUAGCUUUCUGUGAUUACAUUGAUAAGGACUACAUGUUUCAUGAUAGUGAAUUGUGCUCGGAUCGAAAUGUAACUCUCCGUCGUUUAGGAACCUUGACUUUGGAAUAGCGCAUACCGCUCACGUUAUAUCUAACGGCGACAAACGCGUAACUAUAUUUGCAUUUUUAUCUAUCUACUAUGUGAGUCACGUUUACCAUCUCACAUUGCGGCUACUCACGCUCAUUAAAUUAUAAUUUCUUUCCAUCACUUGCUAUUUCAAAGCGUAUUUUCUACAGAUCCGAGUGUGAGGAUAUACAAUUAUACAAUGAGAAUAUGUGUCUAAUUAAAAAAUUAAUCUGUAACGUUCUUUUUUUUAUUUUCAAACGUUCUAUUAGCGCAAACCUAUUAGACACUUAUUGUUAGAUGAUCAGAGAAAUAACAGAUGAAUGGAUCAAAUAUACGUAUAUAUAGUGUAUAUGUUUGUUUAAUAGGAAAUAUAAAAGAAGAGUAUAUAUACAUGUAUAGAUGGAAAUUACACACACGAAACGAUGUAUGAGAAAAUACAUGAAAUUCAAAGCUACUUAAGUUUUAAUAAUAUAUGAUGAUAUAUUUAUGUAGCAAUGAACAAAAUAAAUCCUGAAGAGAUUAAUAUUA